AUGGCACGCUCUUUGCGCCGAUCCAACCCCAUCACCAUCAUCCUCGCUGGCAUUCUCUGCAUAGGCUUCUUCGUCUUCUUCUUCUCGGGCGGCGAUGGCCCCUCCGCUGGCAGAUCCAACCGUAGCGAGACGGCGUCAAGCCCCUUGUCUCCACCCUCACUGCCCUUCCGCAAAUCCAAGGCCAACGCUCCACAGGCGGCGCCGCCCGUCGUACAUUACUACAUGAACAAUGUCACCACCUCGCGGACGCCCAUUGAGAACGAGGAGACGGUCCUCAUCCUGACGCCCCUCGCGCGCUUCUACCAAGCGUACUGGGACAAUUUGCUCAAACUCACCUACCCCCACCAUCUCAUCUCCCUCGGUUUCAUAAUACCCAAGACGAAGGAAGGCAAUGCAGCCUAUGCAGCUCUCCAGGCCCAGAUCACGAAGACGCAGACAGGGCCCAAAGCAAAGCGCUUCUCGUCCAUCACCAUCCUUCGCCAGGACACUGAGAGCCCUUUGAUCUCUCAGGAUGAGGCUGAGCGACAUAAGAUGGAAAAUCAGAAGCCACGUCGCGCAGCCAUGGCCAAAGCGCGCAACUCUCUCCUCUUCACCACACUAGGGCCUACGACAUCCUGGGUCCUCUGGAUGGAUGCGGACAUCGUCGAGACCCCGGCCAGUCUGAUCCAGGACCUUGCUAGCUAUGAUGUGCCCAUCAUUGCACCCAACUGCUUCCAGCGAUACUACAACGAGGAAAAGAAGGCCAUGGCCAUUCGUGAAUACGACUUCAACAACUGGAUCGACAGCCCCACGGCGAGGGAGCUAGGCGCAAAGAUGGGCAAGGAUGACAUUCUGCUUGAAGGAUACGCCGAGAUGGCGACUUACCGCACUUUAAUGGCCAAGAUGUACGAUCCAUCCGCCGAUCCUGGUACUAAGAUCAAGCUCGAUGGUGUUGGCGGUGCAACACUACUGGUCAAGGCCGAGGUACACCGUGAUGGAGCCAUGUUUCCACCAUUUGCCUUCUACCAUCUCAUCGAGACUGAGGGAUUCGCCAAGAUGGCGAGCCGCUUGAACUGGGAGAGUUUCGGAUUACCAAACUACCUUGUAUUUCACGUUAACGAGUAA
Plenodomus lingam JN3 is the source of this 1104-nucleotide messenger RNA. The record is from RefSeq and is a predicted model, not a curated record. Lineage: Eukaryota; Fungi; Ascomycota; Dothideomycetes; Pleosporales; Leptosphaeriaceae.